CAGAAGCCUACGAGAACGAUGAAUCGUCGUCUACUGUCGGUCACGUCCAACGAUCCACCUUCAAACACUCCUAUAUUAUAGGCCACCUCGUCACUCUCUCUAUCUCUCUCUCCCCUUGGGCCUUGACCUUUACAAAUUACAAUCCUCGAAACCCCAUUGACAAGCCAAGAAGACAGACAACCCACUGAAAAAACGAACAGAGAGAGAGAGUGGGUGAGUGAAAGAAUUGUUGGGUUGGAAAGAAAUGGCGAGCUACGAGUACAAGAUGUUUGGGUUCAGCAGGAAGUUCAAGACGGGCGAGGUGGGUCCGCCGGCCGACGUGAAGGAAGCGUUCUCGAGGUUCGCCGGUGGUGGGGAUCACAUGUCGGUUGAUCAGCUCCUUCGGUUCCUGGUGGAGCACCAGGCAGAGGUGGGCUGCACCGCGUCCGAUGCGGGCCGGUUCGUAGAGCGGGUUCUGCAUGAGCGUCACGACGCGAAGGAAGGCCUCUCCCUCGCUAAUUUCUUCCAUUUCCUGUUUCUCGAUGAUCUCAACGGUCCCAUCAAAUCUGAGGUACACCAUGAUAUGACUGCUCCAUUGUCACACUAUUUCAUAUAUACAGGGCACAAUUCCUACCUGACUGGGAAUCAACUCAGCAGUGAUUGUAGCGAUGCUCCAAUCAUAAAGGCACUGCAGAGAGGUGUGAGAGUAAUUGAACUUGAUAUAUGGCCAAAUUCUACAAAAGAUGAUGUUCUUGUCCUUCAUGGAAGGACCCUGACCACUCCAGUGAAGCUCGUCAAAUGUUUGAAGUCCAUUAAAGAGUAUGCUUUUGUCAAAUCUCCCUACCCUGUCAUCAUAACUUUAGAAGACCACCUUACCCCUGACCUUCAGGCCAAAGUUGCGGAGAUGGUCACUCAAACAUUUGGAGAAAUGCUGUAUUAUCCCCAGGGAGAAUACUUAGCUGAAUUCCCUGCACCAGAGUCAUUGAAACAUCGAAUUGUCAUUUCUACUAAACCACCAAAAGAGUACCUUGAGGACUCUAAGCAAGUCAAAGAUAAGGGCAGUGUUUCGAAUAGUGGAAGGGAAUCAUUUGAAGAAGAUGCAUCAGGAAAGGAGACAUCAGACCCUACGGAUGAGCCAGAAGUGGAGGAGAUAAGCGACAGUGAUGAAGAUGAUGAAGAUGAUGAAGACAUUAAUGUGUGUGAUCCCAAAUCAAGCAAGCGAGGGGCACCAGAAUACAAACGCUUGAUCACAAUCCAUGCUGGGAAACCAAAGGGUGGUCUAAGGGAUGCAUUUAAAAUUGUAGCUAACAAAGUUAGACGCCUUAGUUUGAGUGAACAGACACUUGAGAAGGCCGCCUCAAAUCAUGGAACUGAUGUUGUAAGAUUCACACAAAAAAAUGUGCUGAGAAUAUACCCUAAAGGGACACGUGUCACCUCCUCUAAUUACAAGCCACAUAUUGGGUGGAUGCAUGGGGCUCAGAUGGUUGCAUUUAAUAUGCAGGGAUAUGGCAAAUUACUUUGGUUGAUGCAAGGGAUGUUUAGAGCCAAUGGAGAGUGUGGAUAUGUGAAGAAACCUGAUUUUCUGAUGCAGAAGGGUCCAUCCAAUGAAGUAUUUGAUCCUAAAAGAACCUUGAUAGUGAAGAAGACAUUAAAGGUGAAUAUAUAUAUGGGAAAUGGAUGGCACUUGGAUUUUAGCCGAACCCACUUCGACUCAUACUCACCACCAGACUUCUAUACAAAGCUCCGCAUUGUUGGGGUGCCAGCUGAUGCUGCCAAGAAGAAAACGAAGGUUAUUGAGGAUGAUUGGGCUCCUUUUUGGGAUGAGGAAUUCAAAUUCCCUUUGACAGUUCCCGAGCUUGCUCUGCUUCAGAUUCAGGUCCGAGAGUAUGAUAGGUCUGAGAAGGAUGACUUCGGUGGGCAGACAUGUUUGCCUGUCUCGGAGCUAAGACCUGGGAUUCGUGCCGUCCCACUCUAUGGCGAAAAGAGCCAGAAACUACAUGUAAAGCUUCUAAUGCGGUUUCAGUUUGUGUAGGCUUUAGGAUAAUAUGUUCCUGCCACUCUGUCCAUAUUGCAUCUUUUACAAUGUUUUGUGCUACAGCGGGUGCAUACAGAUGAACCAGUUGUAAUUAGCUAAAAGAUAAUGGUUCCGUUUGUUAACGCUUUUUCAA
Messenger RNA from Corylus avellana, 2147 nucleotides. RefSeq names its product phosphoinositide phospholipase C 6. The record is from RefSeq and is a predicted model, not a curated record. Gene Ontology annotation, cellular component: plasma membrane. Lineage: Eukaryota; Viridiplantae; Streptophyta; Magnoliopsida; Fagales; Betulaceae. Gene Ontology annotation, molecular function: phosphatidylinositol-4,5-bisphosphate phospholipase C activity. Gene Ontology annotation, biological process: release of sequestered calcium ion into cytosol; phosphatidylinositol-mediated signaling; lipid metabolic process.